CACACAUUGACACUAUAUACAUAUCGCUAAUCUUCAUCGUCAUUAUUUUGCAUUCACGGAUCGUUAUUCCAUUAAGUUUUGGUUUCUUUGUUUCAUUUCUGAAAGAGUGAAGAUCUUAUAGUUUUUUACUACAAUGCGUGCUCCAUCAUUGUUUACACAAUGCCUGCCUGGCGUGGUGCACCAUGACCGGGUCGCUCACAGUAUGUCCAUUGUAUCGGAUAAGGACAUGCAUCUGCCUUCACCAGCUAUUGAGAUUCUACCCUCUAAGAUGGGAUAUCCUUACAGAUAUGCAGGGGAUAGCAUAGAUUGGCAAGGAGUAAACCUCUUCAAGGGAAGAGUUAGUGUCUCAGAUAUUAUUGGUUCCGAAUUAAUCUCAUCAAAACCUGACGCAUCUCCGAAAUGCUGGGAUAGCUCAUUGGAUCUUGUUAACAUUCUUAAACACGAGAUUCGGGAUGGACAGUUAAGCUUUCGAGGCAAAAGGGUGCUGCAGCUUAGUUGCGGUUAUGGAAUCCCUGGAAUCUUUGCUUGUUUGAAGGGAGCUUCAACAGUCCACUUUCAAGAUUUAAAUGCGGAAGCUGUAAGAUGCAAAACCGUCCCAAAUGUGUUGGCCAAUCUCGAACAGGCUCGGGAAAGACAGAGCCGACAGCCAGAAAGUCCGGUUACUCCAUCCAGGCAAGCUAUUUCUCCUGUGGUUCACUUUUAUGCGGGGGAGUGGGAGGAGCUUUCUGGAGUUUUGUCGCUUGUAAAGAACGAUGUGCUGGAAGCGUCACCAAGAAUGAACCUCAGCUUCUCAGAGGAGGAUUUUUUGGAUUCCCGUAGUAGCCAUGAUGGUAGCGUCACGGGACAAGAUACUCCCUCCAGGAAAUUAAGGAGGCUUUCAGGAAGUAGGGUCUGGGAGAGCUCUAAUGAUUCAAACAUUGGGGGAGGAUAUGAUGUAAUAUUGAUGACUGAUAUUCCGCACUCGGCAACUUCUUUGAAAAAGCUGAAUGGACUAAUUAAAAAGUGCUUGAAGCCUCCUUACGGAGUAUUGUUUGUCGCCACAAAAAAGCAUUUUAUUGGAUUCAACAGUGCGGCACGUCAGUUGAGGAACCUGGUAGAUGAUGAAGGCGUUUUUGAAGCUCGUUUAGUUAAAGAGAUUUCAGAUACAGAAAUUUGGAAGUUUUCCCUUAAAUGAACAUCCACGUGAAACAAUCAGUAAGAUUACUGUUAGAUAGUGAACCUUUCAUUUUUUUACAGAGCCUAGAUUAAAUAUACAUGUCUAGAGUAUUUCACCUAUAUGUUCAGUUUAUUAUCUAUUACAGUGAGAAAUAAAUGAUACUAGGCUUCCAGUUCUUUUGCCAUGUAUUCCCCCUCUGGUACCUAUUCAGAUUUUUUUUACAUUGUAAUACUCAUUGAUUAUAGUUCUUCUAAUACAUGGACCUUUAUAGU
This is a messenger RNA of Erigeron canadensis, 1428 nucleotides long. Its product is annotated as histidine protein methyltransferase 1 homolog. Bases 134 to 1174 code for a protein of 346 amino acids. The record is from RefSeq and is a predicted model, not a curated record. The transcript has 8 exons. Lineage: Eukaryota; Viridiplantae; Streptophyta; Magnoliopsida; Asterales; Asteraceae.